AUGAGUUCGCAAUCAAAUGCUAACUCAGAAAUCGAAGCAGUUACCCGAGAAGCUCGAACAAUUGACGAGUUUUUUGAUUCAAUUUAUAACGAUCUAAUAUCAAUCGACCAGAAGUCUAAACAAAAAUUUGCUUCCAAAUGGAAAGUUCUGAAGGAUACUUGGCGUGAAAUUUUGCAGGAGUCGAGAGAUGAGGCCUCUAGAUUAGUCAUUUUUAUGCAAAAUUUCGCCAAAGUGGUGCGUCCUUCACUUCAAGAUAUAGAUAUUCCCAUACAAGUGAUAUUGAGUAUUUUGGAAUCUUAUAUCAAGAUGGCCGAAUCGUACCGAAGUAAAGCUGAAAAAGUUCGAAAAAAGUUCUACGAUCUCAGCGACGAUAUAAAAAUCUUCUUGGCUAGUUACGACAGGAUAGGAGAAGAUCGGGUUUUUCACGAAGUUCAAGUGCAUCAAGACCGGAUCAUCAAGACUAAGGGUUUACUGAGUGAAGCACUAUUGAAGUGGAUAUCCGCGCUUGCGAAGCUUAGUCUUGGAGUAGUCUCCAGUUUAGGCCUAAUUCCUAAAAAAAAAUCAUAUACCACUAACACAAAAGAACUUAACAAUGCCACCAAUGAAUUAUGGGAUGAAAUCAAGGAUUAUCAUUCCAACUGGGUCGAUCGAAAAGAGCAUAAAAGAAAAAGCAAUGUCAUAGAAAACACAUGCAAAUUGGGAAAUACAAUGAAAUCGUUUGACAAUAUCUGGGGUACGUUUAGUUCCAAUAUUCAAAAUCUUAAAAAAACUUUAGACUUGAUCUCAAAUAUCAACCAACCGAGGGGCAACAAUGGUCACGAAUUGCUAUUACGGAGACAUUUAGAAUCUAUUUUUGAAAUUAUGAACACCGAUAUGGAUUACCUGAAAUUGUAUGCCCAAAAGAUCGGCUCUGCAAGCAUUCAAGAUAUAAACGCUGUCGACUGGGCUGUCAAUCCCAACAAUGUGGGAGGAGAUAUGCUUGCUAAGACUUCAUUCAUCCAUGUGUAUUUACAUGAUCGUUUGUCAGAAUAUCGUGUUAAACCUUUUACCCCUGAAGAAUUACAUGAACAAGGGAUAUACAAGAAGGAGGAGUUAUUUAAUGUUUAUAAAAAGAUGAUACAGGAAAAACAUCAUGCAGAAAACCCAAUAAAAGUCACUUUUAAAGAUGCAAAGUGCGUCAAAUGUGGAAAGGAAACUGAUAUAAGACUGGCUGAGAAGUAUCCGUGUCAUACGAAGGAGAUAAAUCACAAACACCCAAGCACGGAAAUUGUCCAUACAGGAUAUGUCACAACUCAAAAUGAAUACAGGAAAUUUGGAGACAGUUACCUUGAUUUCAUCCUACCUAUAAAUAUUUAUCGUUACCGUUAUGUGUACAGAGACAGAAAAGUAUGGACCUGCUGUGGGAGGGACUUUGGGUCUAAUGGUUGCAUUGAGCGCUGUACUUACUGUGGUAAAGACGUGGCAGAUACGUCAGAAUGCUUGGGGGUUUGCGAGAAGUGUAACCGGCUUUGGGGAAGACCACAUGGCUGUUCCAAGAAAGCGAAACACAAAUUUAAUGCCAAUGCUGAUGUAGUUCAAUUAUACAGAUCACAUGAUGAAUUAUAA
Messenger RNA from Entrophospora sp. SA101, 1605 nucleotides. The record is from the annotation of a GenBank genome assembly. Lineage: Eukaryota; Fungi; Glomeromycota; Glomeromycetes; Entrophosporales; Entrophosporaceae.